Messenger RNA from Hirsutella rhossiliensis, 645 nucleotides. RefSeq lists its product as uncharacterized. The transcript is spliced from 3 exons. The coding region runs from base 1 to 645 and encodes 214 amino acids. The record is from RefSeq and is a predicted model, not a curated record. NCBI's taxonomy places the organism in Eukaryota, Fungi, Ascomycota, Sordariomycetes, Hypocreales, Ophiocordycipitaceae.
AUGAGGCUGGUUCCCCCGGAAGUCCUGCACAUGAUUUAUCGUGCUCGACCGAUCAUCACCAAAGUCCUCCACCAACGGUCCGUCAUUCGUUUGACCAUCGACUCGCGGGGAAUCAAGAAAGUCGAAAACCUGCCUGAGCGUCCUCGCUUCCAAAGAUGGCGCACCAAUGGCCUCGUUUUCGUCAUUCUGGACCAUACAUGCCUCGAAGGCGUCAUGGCACAUUUCAAGUUUGGACUCUUGCGCUUGGAGUUGCCCAAAGGCUGCCACGGGCUCCAGACUUGGGAUACGCCAACGCCCCCCGACUUGGGACAAUGCGUUUUCUAUCCAGCAGCCAUCACCAGCUCCACCCAGUUCAGAACGAUCAACUUGAGCGAGACGACUGGCAUCACCUUCUUCUUCAGCUAUGGCGAGAUUUAUGCCAUCCAUGCUCAUACAUGGGAAGCGCCUUGUGCCCACUCGACAUAUCGACGCUUGUCUCGCCGACGCCAACAAUCAAUCAUCUGGGUUUAUGUCCCGAUUUCGCAAAAAGAUAGCAUCUCUGCUCUGGGUGCGCGAAUGUCACCCUCCGACGGGAGCCCCUUUUCAAGCACCUGCCUGCUUGUGAGUCUUGUUCGCCGCAAAACUUCCCAUGCCAUCAAAGACUGA